Fonsecaea multimorphosa CBS 102226 is the source of this 1413-nucleotide messenger RNA. RefSeq lists its product as uncharacterized. Lineage: Eukaryota; Fungi; Ascomycota; Eurotiomycetes; Chaetothyriales; Herpotrichiellaceae. The record is from RefSeq and is a predicted model, not a curated record. Bases 1 to 1413 code for a protein of 470 amino acids. The transcript has a single exon. Gene Ontology annotation, molecular function: protein binding.
AUGGCCAAAACCAAGACGAAAGGACACUCGAAACAACAAAAAGACAUCCUCCGCUCUACAACGUCCCCGCUCGUGAAAGGCGGCGUCGUUCCCAAAAAGUCGCACCAGAAAUCGAUCGAGGAGUUGCUGACCGAGGCCGCCGAACUCCUCGAACAGUCUCAGCCGGAACUUGCUCUCCCGCUCGCUGAAGAAGCUCUAAAAAGACUCGAAGAUGAACGCCAACAAGAACAACAUGCUCCGAACAAGGAGGAUCAGAUCGAUAUCGACGACCUACUGUCCCUGGCCGCACAGGGCGUGCCUACCUUACCCUCUGCCCUCACACUGAACGCCGAGAUCCAAGUCGCACUGGGCGAUGUGGACUCUGCACGACGGAAUUUCACGCGCGCGACGCGGAUCGACAAAGACGGGGCCCUGAUCUCGGCGGAACCCUGGCUUUGGCUCGCGCAGCUGUGCGAAGAAGGCGGGGUCGAGAGUAUCAGAUACUUUGAGCAGGCGUGCGAGGUGCUCCGGAACGAGAUCGAGGUCCUGGAAGAGGCGGUCAAUGAGAUGGACACCGGCGGUUCCGGAGCGGACGCGGGGACAAAGAAGGUGCUCGAUGAGAAGAAAUCAAAACUGGCCGAUGCGCUCUGCGCCAUGGCCGAAGUCUACAUGACUGACCUGUCGUGGGAGAGUGACGCGGAGUCACGGUGCGAGACCCUCGUCACGGAGGCCGUCGCCGUAUGUCCCGAACAUCUGAGUGCCGGCGUGCUACAGACAUUGGCGAGUGUGAGGAUCAGUCAGGAACGGAUCGAGGACGCGAGGACGGCGUUGAAGAGGAGUCUCGAUAUCUGGUGGAAAGACAACGCACCCCCACCUGCUUCUGACGACCUCAAGGAGAAAAAACGCAGUGCAGAAGAAGAAGGCAAUGUAGGAGACGACGGACGGAAACCCGACUUCGCGACCCGCGUCUCCCUCAGCCGUUUGUUGAUGGAGGUCCAGCUCGAACAGCUCGCCAUGUCCGUCCUCGAGGGCCUUGUCCGCGAGGACGACCAGAGCGUCGAAUGCUGGUACCUCGGCGGGUGGUGCCAGGUGCUCAUCGCCCAGAAACCGGACACCAGUAAUCCGGAUGUAAAAGCAAAAUGUAACGAGACCGCCAAGCAGUGGCUCGAGAACUGUCUCCGGCUCUACCGUGUUUUGGGGUACGAGGAUGAGCGGCUCAGGGAGCAUGCUGUCGAGUUGGUCGCCGGGUUGAAGAAGGAGUUGGGCGAGAUGGAUGAGGACGACGAGGGCGAUGCUUGGGAGGAUGUCGAUGACCAGGAGGAUGAUGAUGAGGACGAAGACGAUGGGGACCUCGAAAUCGAAGCUGAUGGGGAGGACGAGGCGAGUAGUCAUCCUGGUGCUAAGGCUGGGGAUGGGGAUGUGGAGAUGACCUGA